Messenger RNA from Aspergillus fischeri NRRL 181, 2199 nucleotides. RefSeq lists its product as uncharacterized. The record is from RefSeq and is a predicted model, not a curated record. The transcript has 3 exons. Bases 1 to 2199 code for a protein of 732 amino acids. NCBI's taxonomy places the organism in Eukaryota, Fungi, Ascomycota, Eurotiomycetes, Eurotiales, Aspergillaceae.
AUGGCGAGCGGAACCCGGCCAUAUUCACACACGAAUGUCAACAAUGUGUCAAUGAACAGUGUGCUCACAAAAGUACAUAUCGAGAACCAAGAGCUGGAAAUCGUCGAUCGUCUGAUUGAGCCGCAGACCAUAGCACAUUUCUUAGAGUUUGCGCUGGGCGCUCCCCUUCCCAAUGGCAAGGAAUGCGAUCUUGUGCGUAUGACACCGGAUGAGAUCCCGUUGACGCAGACGAGUCCUGAUCCGGACGCCGAUCAGACCGUCAUCAUUGACCGGGUCAUGAAUCGCAUUGGGUCCAUGCAGGAUGGGGACCGGUUGUGCUGUGUCGGGAAGAAUAUCCAUUCCCUGAAGAACAGAUUGUGGGAGGGGAUUGUCCCACUCUGUGAGCAGCGGUGGAAAGAAAAGGGCCUCGACAAGACAGAUAAUUUUGACGUGGCGUGUCAGCAUCUCUCGGCCGUUUGUGCAGCAUUUGAGUAUUUGAAUCAGCCCAAAGUGAUGCAGAAUAUGCGCGACACGUUCAACCUGAUCUGGGAGCAUUGGAGGGAGCUCGAAGUCAUGCUAAAUCGACAACGCGCAGAGAAGCAGCAGCCAUCUGUCAGCGUGACGAGCCUGUGGACGGCAUACAUGACGGCCCAUUUUGAGGUCAUGACGGAGCGAGCACACCGCUGGGUGACGGUUAAAGUCAGCGCCCUUCGCGCUCCGUUACUCACUACGCUACGUUUACAUCGGCCCGUGGACCUGGACACGCUAGACAGGAUUCAGUGGCGGACAACCGACGCGCUGCACAAGCUGGCCGAAAUCAACUGCGUCGCCGACUACGGUAUUCUUAUUCCCAUGGACGGAUACAAGGGCUACACUGCACCAGCCGUCCCGUCGAAUAUCCCUCCUGCUCUUCGUUCGACAGUCUGGCCGGAGCGUGGAGAAGCAUGCUCGCGGAGGCUCAAGCAGGUCACACGCACAGCAAGAUACCAGAGCAUAAUGCAGGCGCGUGCCAGGGGUGAGACUCACCACCUUGCCGAUCCGGUGUCACUGCACCAGGCAUGCCUUGACCAGGUCAAUGGUCAGCAUCAGCUGCGGCGAGAAGUGCGCGGCAAUCCGGUUGAGCCGGUACCCAGGGAGCCAUGGAUCACGAGGCUGUUGUAUUGGAUUCAGAGCCCGGACGAUCGACGUCAGAGUUUCGGACUGGCUAUCUACCGGUUGACCUAUAAGCAGAGCGAUGCUGAAUGGAACGCGUGUAAACAGAAAAUAGAGCAACACAUUACAGACUGGGGUCGCGGACAAACCGGCUCCAGUGCGAUCAAGCCGCAUCUGAAGCUGCACUGGAAGGAUGGGAAGGAUCUAGGAAUUCCAGAAGGAGACGUCGAGGCUGCAAGAAAACACUUCCAUGGUCUCGGUCCCUCGCCACUCGACGCUCCCGACCAGGUAAAUGAUCGAGUAUUCCUCGUAGUCGACGAGCCCAGUGUUGCUUCGUAUACGAGUUCAAGCUACUCCUCCGCCCUGCUCACCGCGCGCAACGGAGACUUUGCAGGUUUCGUGCUAGCCAUCGACGCCGAGUGGAAUCCAGUCGAAGGUCCCGAUCGUCCAGACGAAUCUCCGGGGUACCACGGACAGAUGCGAAUCCUAGGCAGCCUAGUCUGGGGAGAUCUGUUCGCCAUGCAUGCAUCACAAUCCGCCUUACUAGAAGAUCUGUGGCCUCUUGCUCUUGAUCAUCCGAACACAGUCUACGUCGGGCCUGUCGUACCAGACGAGAUCAAAGACUGGCGGCUCCAGAACGGCUUACGCAAUGUGUGUCUACAAGCAGUAGCCGACUACGCACACAAGAAGAUCAACGGGACGCCGUUUCCUGUUGCUCCCGUGCCGACCAUUCCAACACGCGCUGCCCGUUCAGGAACCGGGGAUGCAGGGCCCUCCGCCUUGCCAAGUAAUGCUCCUCCUGAAACUGCGCAGGGUCAAGAAGACAAUCCGCUGCGGUCGUACCUGCUGCGCGCAUUUCAGCGACAUUUGCAAAGGAAUAAUCAUUACCGCGAAGCGGCGCUGGUCGGAGAGAUGCUGACUACUCCUGCAAAUCAGACGGUCGAUAUGGAGCGGGUGCGACAACGCAUGGAGCAGAGUCGGGCUAAUCCUGCGCCGUCUAUGAGUCGAGAGGAGGAAGAUGCGUUGGAGAGGCAGGAGUUUGAGAGAGAGUUUUGUCCGCAGCAAUAG